Messenger RNA from Oncorhynchus masou masou (cherry salmon), 9727 nucleotides. RefSeq names its product collagen alpha-5(IV) chain-like. NCBI's taxonomy places the organism in Eukaryota, Metazoa, Chordata, Actinopteri, Salmoniformes, Salmonidae. Gene Ontology annotation, biological process: extracellular matrix organization. The record is from RefSeq and is a predicted model, not a curated record. Gene Ontology annotation, cellular component: basement membrane; collagen trimer. Gene Ontology annotation, molecular function: extracellular matrix structural constituent conferring tensile strength.
AGGGAACAGUCCCAGUACACUACUGCUUGGAGUUGACACAACAAUCUACUGACUUCUAAAAACGAUUGUGUUCUAAUGAAAAAAAAGUUAGCAAAAGAAUAUGACAAUUAUCUGACGUGCUAUUUAGUAGAACUUGUCAAUGUUUAGUUGAGGUAGAUUAUUUUCUAAAAAUGAAAAAAAACGUAAAGAGUCUGCGAAAUCUCGCCAUGGGGUUGAUGGUUGUUACCCUGUGUAUCACGGUCCAGGAGUCGGAAUCAGCGGCGUGUCAUGGAUGUGCAGUGGAAUCAAGGUGUGACUGCAGCGGAGUGAAAGGAGUCAAGGGUGAAAGGGGGUUACCAGGACUACAGGGUCAGCUGGGUGUACCGGGGUUCCCCGGACCUGAGGGGCCCAUCGGUGGCAGGGGAGAGAAGGGUAGUGACGGACCUUCAGGGACUGGAGGUCCAAAAGGGAUAAGAGGACCUCCCGGACUGCCUGGAUUCCCCGGGACACCAGGAAUUCCAGGUCUCCCGGGACAGGAUGGCCCCCCAGGCCCCAAAGGAACUGCAGGCUGCAACGGGACUAAGGGUGAGCGAGGAUUCCCUGGAAGUCCAGGCUUCCCCGGACUGGAGGGUCGAUUGGGUCCACCUGGUUUUCCAGGACAAAAGGGAGACCCAGGUGACAUCAUCACAAAGGAACGUUUUGGACAGACCGGAGGUGUAGGUCUGCCUGGCCUGCCUGGAGUUCCUGGUGACCAAGGCCCCUCGGGAUUGCCCGGUCCUACCGGCCCUCCCGGCCCCAGAGGUUAUGAGGGUCGUCCCGGGCCUCCUGGUCUUCCUGGUCCAAAGGGAAACAUGGGGUUGAACUUCCAAGGUCCCAAAGGAGAUAAGGGUAAUUCAGGUCUGCAGGGACCUCCCGGACCACCAGGACAAGUUGGGGAGCAAACAAGACCCUCAGUGUCGAGUAUUCAGAAAGGAGAAACGGGUGAUCAAGGUUUACCUGGUCCACCUGGUGAUCCUGGCUAUCCUGGACCCCCUGGUUCAUCUGGUGGUUUGAAGGGAGAGAAAGGAGAAAACGGAGAAGCAGGCAAAAGGGGCAAACUGGGGAAAGAUGGAGACCCAGGUCCUGCUGGAUUCCCUGGUAGUAAGGGAGACCCAGGUGGGCCAGGUCUGCCAGGUCGGGAUGGUGACAGGGGUGCCAAAGGUGACCGUGGAUAUCCUGGACGCCCAGGCGUGCAGGUGAGCAAUGGCCCACCUACAGUUGGGCCUAAAGGAGAAUCUGGGCGUCCUGGGGAGACGGGAAGGAAAGGAGACAGAGGACAGCCUGGUCUUUCGGGUCCUCCAGGUCAACCAGGGAACCCAGGUAUCGGAGGUGGAGGCCAGCCCGGUUUACCAGGCUUCCCAGGAGAGAGGGGCCAGAAGGGAGACGAGGGCCAGCCAGCCAUCUCCAUUCCCGGGAACCCAGGACGAGGUGGCGCCCCUGGUCUGCAGGGACCUCCAGGACCCCCUGGGCCCCCAGGGGUCUCCAAUAGGGGUAUUAACUGUAUAGGAGGGCCCCCCGGGUUACCAGGACAACAAGGCAAUAUAGGAUUCCAAGGAGAGACAGGACAGAAAGGUGAGAAGGGAGACACCUGCGUUAACUGUUUCUCCAGAGGCAACAGUGUCCCUGGAGCACAAGGCCCUCCCGGACCUCCUGGGUUCCCAGGUGGACCAGGAGGACCAGGGGCUAAAGGUGACAGAGGAUUCCCAGGCGUCCCAGGGCCCUCAGGUUCUUCUGGUUUGCCCGGUCCCCAGGGUGCUCCUGGUUUCCCAGGAGAGAAGGGUGACCCAGGUGAGACUACCGCUGUGAAUGGGGUGAGAGGAGACAAGGGAGACACAGGGUUUCCAGGACCCGCUGGCCUGCCUGGUCUGGACGGAAGACCUGGUCGCGAUGGAGCUCCUGGAGCUCCUGGAGCCAAAGGAUCAUCUGGAUCUCUAUUAGUGAAGGGUGAGCGAGGACCUCCAGGUGAGCCCGGUUUGCAGGGUCUCCCAGGUGACAGGGGUGCCACCGGAUCCCCAGGCUUCGGCCCCCAGGGGCCCCCCGGAGAGAAGGGUGUCCAAGGUGUCUCAGGGAGAACGGGAACACCUGGAGCACCAGGAGGUAAAGGGGAGCCGGGUCAGACGGUAGCAGAGAAGGGCCUCCCAGGACCCCGAGGACAGGAUGGAGACCCCGGUCUACCUGGAAACCCAGGUAACCCCGGCGGGCCAGGACAGCCCGGUUUCCCCGGGUCACCAGGUCCCAAGGGUGAUCCCGGCCUCUCUGGCAUCGGACUGCCAGGACCCCCCGGAGCUAAAGGAUUCCCUGGCUCACCUGGUUUGCCAGGUGGUCCCGGAGGUCCAGGUAGACCAGGUGUGGACGGGUUCCCCGGACAGCCAGGUGCACCUGGAGCUAAGGGAGAGCCAGGCUUCGGGCUGUCAGGUCCCCAGGGCUCACCAGGCUUCCCCGGAGAUAAAGGAUUACCUGGACCCAAAGGAGACUCUGGUUUCCCUGGCAACCCCGGGUUGCCAGGACGAUCCGGCUUUGACGGCGGCCCUGGUGCCAAAGGUGACUCUGGUAUCCCUGGUAGAACCGGAGACCGUGGCCCUCAAGGAUCACCCUCCAUCGGCUCUCAGGGUGUCCCCGGCCCUGUCGGACCCCCAGGACCUAUUGGUGCUCCAGGAUACUCAGGCAACAAUGGAGAGAAGGGAGACCCCGGUCUUCCUGGUCCGGGCAUUACAGGGUUGCCAGGAGACAGAGGAAGUCCCGGUUUCCCCGGCAGCCCCGGGGGAGUUGGAACUCAGGGUAACCCCGGUGGCCCUGGCCGCGAUGGAAUACCUGGCCUGCCUGGUGGUAAAGGAGACAUGGGUGUAAUGGGAACUCCUGGAUCUCUGGGAACCCCUGGCAACCCCGGAGGGCCCGGCUUCCCUGGACCUAAAGGUGACGAUGGUUUCCCAGGGCGACCAGGUGGGACCGGCAGUCCAGGUCUGAAGGGAGACAGGGGAGACCCCGGUCUCGUAGGACUCCCCGGGCCCAGCAACUCUCCCCCUUCAAUCAAGGGAGCCAAAGGAGAUGCAGGAGAACCAGGUUUGCGAGGUCAGCCAGGUCAGAAGGGUAUUUCCGGUCUCCCUGGAGACGCUGGUAUACCAGGACAGGAUGGAAGACCUGGGUUACCUGGACCUCAAGGUCCCAAAGGAGACAUGGGUAUCCCUGGAGGAUCAGGCUCACCAGGAAGCCAAGGACUUAAAGGCAACAUGGGAGAGAUGGGCUUCCCAGGACCCACAGGAGCGAAAGGAACUCCAGGACAGCCAGGUCGGUCGGGCGUACCCGGUAGUUCAGGAGCACCAGGGUUCCCCGGAGCUAAAGGAGACCCAGGUUCUCCCGGAUUUGGUGCCACAGGAGCUACAGGUCCCAAGGGUGAGCCUGGUCGGUCGGGAUUCCCCGGACAAAAUGGAGUGAAAGGAACUCCCGGAACACCAGGGCUUCCAGGGUUUCCCGGUGGCCCCGGAGCCAAAGGCGACCCCGGCCUCCCAGGAUUCCAAGGUUCUCCCGGUAUUCCCGGGCCUAAGGGUCUGGACGGUAGCCCUGGAAACCCCGGUCUCGCCGGAGGCCCCGGGCGACCGGGAGAGAAUGGCCGUGCCGGAUCACCUGGGUUCCCAGGCGACAAGGGUCAGGCAGGUCGCGACGGAAUCCCUGGACCAGCCGGAGUCAAAGGAGACCAAGGUCUUUCUGGUUUCGGCGGCCCAGGUUCUCCUGGUCUCCCAGGGUCACCAGGUGCUAAGGGAGAUUUUGGCGCCCCUGGUCUUCCAGGUAACCCUGGGUUCCCUGGUCAGAAGGGAGAGAUGGGCUUCCCCGGCCAACCUGGGUCCCCCGGGAGCAUCGGGCCCCCUGGUGCCCCAGGUGUGGCCCUCCAGGGGCCCAAGGGUAACAGUGGAUCCCCGCCCCCUGGAAGAGGAGGUCCUCCUGGCCCCGAGGGUCCUCGUGGCCUUGGGGGCAGCGGAGGGACCAAAGGUGAGAAGGGAAUCCCUGGAUCUUCCGGAUCCCCUGGUUUCCCCGGAGCGAAGGGAGAAUUGGGAUCGCCCGGAUUCCCAGGUAUUCCUGGCCCUCCUGGUGGCAGCGGGCUGAAGGGAGACAUUGGACUUCCCGGCGUUCCCGGAUUCCCAGGACUAAAGGGAGAAUCUGGAAGCCCCGGAUCAUCCGGUCUGCCUGGAGAUCCUGGAGAUCCUGGUCCUGCUGGAAACCAAGGCGACCCAGGUGUCGCUGCGACCCCCAUCAUGCUGAAGGGAGAACGUGGCCCCCCUGGCCCUUCAGGUCUGCCAGGCAACCGUGGCUCCCAAGGACCCCCCGGACAGGAGGGACGCUCAGGUCAGCCCGGUCAACCAGGGGACCCCGGUCCUGAAGGACCCCCAGGAUUCAGUGGAGCCUUCGGCCGCAAGGGAGACACUGGACCCGCCGGACAGCCAGGUCAGCGUGGGUACCCAGGUCCCACUGGUUCCGAUGGUCAGCAGGGCCCCCCAGGUAACCCCGGCUCAGCCUCUGUGACCCAUGGCUUCCUGAUCUCGAGACACAGCCAGGCUGAAUAUGUCCCUAUCUGCCCCGAAGGGACCAGCCUCAUCUACGACGGGUUCUCUCUGCUCUACGUACAGGGCAACGAGAGGGCACACGGACAGGACCUAGGUACUGCUGGUAGUUGCCUGCGUCGGUUCAGCACCAUGCCAUUCAUGUUCUGUAACAUCAACAACGUGUGUAACUUCGCCUCCCGUAACGACUACUCCUAUUGGCUGUCUACACCCAUGCCCAUGCCCAUGAGUAUGGCCCCCAUCACCGGAGAAGGCAUCAAACCUUUCAUCAGCAGGUGUGCAGUGUGUGAGGCCCCUGCCAUGGUGAUCGCUGUACACAGUCAAACCAUUCAGAUCCCCACCUGCCCCAGCGACUGGGAACCACUGUGGAUUGGAUACUCCUUCAUGAUGCACACCAGUGCAGGUGCUGAGGGCUCUGGUCAGGCUCUGGCCUCUCCUGGCUCCUGUCUAGAGGAGUUCCGGAGCUCUCCCUUCAUCGAGUGUCACGGCCGAGGGACCUGCAACUACUAUGGCAACACAUACAGCUUCUGGCUGGCCACUGUCGACCAAUCAGAAAUGUUCAGGAAGCCACAGUCAGAGACGCUGAAGGCAGGUAACCUAUCAACACGCAUUAGCCGCUGUGUGGUCUGUAUGAAGAGUACGUAACAGCGCGGUGGCAACCAUUGCCGGGGACGACCGACAACGACAAUGGCGGCAGGCGGGCGGAGUGGGGGUGAUGUUGACGUCUCCGUGAGAACAAGGUGGACCUCCAAUGGUGCAUUGUCUUCCGGAAACAGCAACUUCAUUGGUGCUACUGUGCAACACAGCAAGAAAAGAAAAAAUUGUUGAUAAAAUGAAAUUUAUUUAAUCUUUUAUUCUUUUUACUUACCUCAAGUACGUCAAAAAGAAACACACAAAAUCCACAAAAGGUACCAUGGUGAAUGUGUGACAAAAGUGCAUUUUGUUGAAAUUUUUUCUGUAUUUCGCAGAGAAUAUAUAUAUAUAUAUAUAUAUAUAAAGUGUUAUCAAUAAUGGUAACACUUCAUUUUAAGGGGUCCUUAUUACAGUGUAAUUAAAUGUGUAAUUGUGCUGUAUCAAAUAUUGUAUUUAAUUGUAAUAACUCAUAGUUACACUGUAAUAACAACAUGUAACUGGUGAUCAUUUCAGUCUGUAAUUACAGGGGUGUAACAACAAAUGCUUGUUACCAUGCUUGUUACCAUGCUUGUUACCAUGCUUACCAUGCUUGUUACCAUGCUUACCAUGCUUGUUACCGUGCAUACCAUGCUUGUUACCAUGCUUACCAUGCUUGUUACCAUGCUUACCAUGCUUGUUACCGUGCUUACCAUGCUUGUUACCGUGCUUACCAUGCUUGUUACCGUGCUUACCAUGCUUGUUACUGUGCUUACCAUGCUUGUUACCAUGCUUACCAUGCUUGUUACCAUGCUUACCAUGCUUGUUACCAUGCUUACCAUGCUUGUUACCAUGCUUGUUACCAUGCUUGUUACCAUGCUUGUUACCGUGCUUACCAUGCUUGUUACCGUGCUUACCAUGCUUGUUACUGUGCUUACCAUGCUUGUUACCGUGCUUGUUACCAUGCUUACCAUGCUUGUUACCAUGCUUACCAUGCUUGUUACUGUGCUUACCAUGCUUGUUACUGUGCUUACCAUGCUUGUUACCAUGCUUGUUACCAUGCUUACCAUGCUUGUUACCGUGCUUACCAUGCUUGUUACUGUGCUUACCAUGCUUGUUACCGUGCUUACCAUGCUUGUUACCAUGCUUACCAUGCUUGUUACCAUGCUUACCAUGCUUGUUACCAUGCUUACCAUGCUUGUUACCAUGCUUGUUACAAAUGGGAAAGUCUCCACUAAAUUCACCAAUAAGUGUUAACUGUCACAAGGUUGUAAUCUCUUCUGGACAGAUGUUCUGGGUCCAAGAUUACAAAGUUUGGAGGCUCAAUAGGCUCUAAUUACCUACCCGUGAAGGCGCACACUUCAAAAUCUCCGCUCGUUGUUGUUAGCAGUUUCCCCCCCAAAAAGUGUAUCAACUUGGUUGAGUUUCCAAAAAACAGAUCAGGUAUAGGACAACCUCACUGACUGGAGUCUACCAUAUGGGUGUCAUACCAGAUUAUAAUAUAUAUUUCACUUACAAUGAUUGUGUAUGUUGUCCAUUAUGUGAGAGGAUAAACCCACAAGUACACCGUGGACUACAGAUAAUAUAAGUACAAGUACAAUGUAAUUACUGUUACUAAGGAUUUCAGAACGUUAAAAUGAAGUGUAUCUUGAUGGAUACUUACUUGUAAUUAACGUGUACUUAUAUAGUACAUUGCCCAUCCUGACAGCUUGGACCUCAUUAUAAUGCUUCUGGAAACACCAUCAAUGUGAGAAAAUAAACACACUAGUACACAACAGAGUACAUGUAAUAUAUGUAUAAGUACAAUGUAAUUAUUUCUGCUAGCUAAUCCAAAAAAUCUCACAAGAUUGCAUGGAAAGUCUAUUCCGUAGAUGGUAAAAAAAACUAGCUCGCAAGCCUAGUUGGUAGGCCCAAUAACAACGCCAGCUAACAUUUGCUAGCUAGCUAGCUAGCCAACACAAGGCCAGCUAACUACCUAUGUUAAAUCGUGCAUCAGAAUUCAUGUAUCCAAAAAGGGUAGAACAAAUUGCAUGGAAAACGUACUUUCUCUCUCCUGUGUUGAUGUUUUUGACCUACAACACUUAUGGGUUUUUUUCGCGUAAAUCUUUCAUGUCUGGAUUUGUGCACAAUGACCUUCUCGACCCUGUUUUUUGCACACUGUUACAUGAUGUCAGCGUCAACACGUGGGCACGUUCGAGGUCAUUAUUUUGAGCAUGUUGCACAAAUGGGAAGAUUUUGACAUGAUGCUUUAAUUCCUGCAACAAAAAAAAGUAUAAUUGCACCAAUGCAUCCCAUCUAAACGUGAGAAUGUUCCUCAACAGCAAAACCCAAAGUUACAUGAUGGAAUAAGAGUUUGUCUUAUGACCAUUUUAAGUGCAUUUAUAUUUUAUAUAUUAUUUUAUAUUUAUUUAUAUUUCUAUAAACCCCUAUUCAACCAAGCUUAAUAGGCUUUGGCACGAAUGACUUAUCUCACAAUUUUAACCAUAACUGUUUAUGUGUCUAAAAAUGUUUAAUCGAGGGUUAAAGUAAUUGACCAAUUGUCAAAUGCGCCAUUAAAUAACUUCACAAUGUUUUUGAUGUGAACCAUUUGGGAACCCUUUGUUGCCGUUGGACCUGGGUAUCAGACUCCAGAUCUUUAUUUGCAUAGUUGUGUCAAUGUAGUGGUCGGUUUUUAAUUGGCUAACACUUAUCACAUGGUUUGUGCAGGCUGAAAUAUGGUGCGUUGGGAUACUUUUGGAAACUGUAACAUCUAUAACAAGCAUGGUAACAACCAUUGGUUGUUACACCCCUGUGUUGUAACAACAAUUACCACCAGUUACAUAUUGUUAUCACCGUGUAACUAUAAGUUAGUUAUUACAAUUAACUACAAUAUUUGAUACAGUGUAAUUACAUAUGUGAUUACACUGUAAUAAGGACCCGUUAAAAUGAAAUGUUACCAAAAUAAUACAUGUGGAUUUUUGGUUAUUGGCACAGACGAGGUACAUCAUUUUGUUUUUAGACAGAUGUCCUAUUUUUUUAGUUUUUAGUAUUUUUUGUUUUGUUGUUACCAAAUCGGCACUUUGACCUCGGAACAUCAAAGAGAACAGAUGCACUGAUGAGCCUUCUUAGCAAGACUGAUUAUUUUCUAGGCUUACAUUUUUUAUGAAUCUUUCCAUUGUUCUUUUUUAUAAAAAAAAUAAUAAUAAAUUCUCCUUGGUGCUAUUAACUAACAAUGCCGUGUCUCUCCCAGCCUGUUAACUACUGGCCUUAUUUCUCUUCAUGUAAGUAAUUCAAUGUGUAUAUUAUGUAAGACAUAAAAUAGGUAUUUAGCUAUAAUACGAAUUUCUGGGUUAUUUUUGUUUGUUAUUUUUGCUUCACUCAUUGCAUUGAUUCAUGGAUUCAUUAAUUCACUCAUUCACUCACAAAUAUUGUACAAAGUAUGGCAUCAAUAAAUGAAACAGUAUUUUAUAUAUAUAUAUAGAAAAAAAAGUAUAAUUAUAUCAACUUUAUUUAGAUACGGGCGUGAGAUUUUUUCAUCAUUCAUUUAUUUUAUCUCCAAAAGGUCAAAUUUUUUUCCCCAUUUCACAAAACUAAUGACUGUUGUCCUCCUCCUGACAACAGAAGUGUUUCCCGCUCAACCAAUCAAAGACCCUAUCCUAUGAUGAUGUACUGUGUAUGAUAAUGCCAAUCACUCAAGCUUUUGUAUUCGAUUUUUACUAGUAAUCUAUCGUUGAAUGCAAUAAUAGGUUGAUAAUUAAAUCCACUCCACACCUUAAUAGAAAAUGACUUAAGUAAAAGUGAUAGUCACUCAAUAAAAUACUACUUGAGUAAUAGUCUAAAAGUAUUUGGUUUUAAAUAAAUAAUUUCAAAUUCCUUAUAUUAAGUAAACCAGAUGGCACAAAUAUUUUUUUUCUUUUUUUACGGGUACCCAGGGGCACACUCCAACAAUCAGACAUCAUUUACAAACUAAGCAUGUGGGUUUAGUGAGUCUGCCAGAUCAGAGGCAGUAGGGAUGACCAGGGAUGUUUUCUUGAAAGGGCGUGAAUUGGACCAUAUUCCUGUCGAAAUGUAAGGAGUACUUUUGGGCGUUAGGGAGAAUAUAUGGAGUAAAAAAUACAUGAUUUUCUUUAGGAAUGUAGUCGAGUAAAAGUUGUCCGAAAUAUAAAUUGUAAAGUACAGAUACCAAAAAAAAAGUAGUACUUUAAAGUAUUUUUAAUUAAGUAUUUUACACCACCGAUUAAUUCACAUCUUUACUCUGGUCUACGUUGUCCCACUAUGAACUGCCGGUAGUACGUUGCGUAUUGUUAUGUACUGCAAGAAUAGAAUUGAAUAGAAUUUGGUCUAUUCUUUCUUUUUCUAUUCUUCAGCCAAUGAGGAGAGCUGUAUGGAAUGAUUCUUCCUGUGAUGUUUUUCCAAACUACUUUUUCAUUAUUAUUGUAAUGUACUACUGGGGUGUGAAAAAAUUAUAUUAAUUUCAGAAAUCUAUUGUUGUUUUUGUUUAUUUCAUGUUAUAUUAUUCAGAAGUUGUCAUAAACUUUCAAGACUGAAAAAUAAACCCAAAGUCCGUC